AUGGCCUUGCGCACAUCUGCCGAUAAUGCAGAGGAUGUGGCCGCGGGCUUCCGCAUGUUUCGAGAUCCUCUGCCCGAAUAUGCCACGGAAAUCACCGGCCUCAUCGCGGAUCUCUAUGCUAUUAGCGUCUCGCUGAAAUUCUUGGACGAUUUCGCUUCUAACCGUGCUUACCGCCAUACCCUGCACCAUGUCCAGGCAGAUCUGGAGCUAGUCGGGACUAGUUUGAAGCAUACUCUCGAGGACAUUGUGGAUUUCUUUGGUGACCUGGAAACUCGUCGCGGGCCGAGUCGAGAAGUCUUUAAGCGGACGUGGUUGAGUCUAUGUUCGUAUUUCCAGGAGGAAUCGAAGGAUUCGUUGUCGACCCGGCUUAUAAAAUAUAAGACAUUCUUGAAUGAGUUGCAGGAUGAGUUCAAGGACAAGGAUUCGGACGCUCGUCUCACAGCACGACUUCGAUCCAAUAUCAAAUCCCUCCUACUCCAACAAGAAUCCCAGAAUUCCCGAUUAGUACCUCGUCUCGGUGCCUUGACUAUGGGAGGGUCCUCGGGUAGCGAACCCAGCAGUCCAGUUAGUGAGCGACGGAGACCGCGCAAUCGCAGAUCAUACGAACGACGAAGACCGUCAUCAUCAAUGCAAUCACCUCAGUCACCGUUAUCUCCGUCUUCGGGGACAUAUUCGUCCGACUUUCCUCCCUCCGUUCCAGAUGUCCCAGAUUCACAGACGAGUUCUAGUGGCACCCAAUCGACCCUAGAUACUGCGGCUGAUCACUGGGCAAAGGAAGUAUUCCUGGAUCAGCAUACAACUACCCCUCUUCCGAACGUUGGCGAAACUUCGAAAUGCUUAGGAGACCCGAAUCCAGGUUUGAAACGGUGGCUUCGCGAUGAGGGGUAUGAAGAGCUGUUCCAAUUGGCAUUCACCGGCGACUCGGAUCUUCGAGUAUACAUGUUCUUCCGGGAGGACGAUCAUCGAGCCCGAAUCAUGUGCAAAGGCCCUCGCAGCUCUCGACCCAGUCCAUACUUCUGUAUGCCCCUGAACUUGCUGGAGGCUUACCGGAAUGGAUCGUGUCUUGAACUGCGUCGUCGUCGGCGCGGGGUUGCUGGUGAAGUAUGGGCGAAUCUGAAGUUCAGCACCAUUGAGCGAAUGGUCCUGUUCUUCUGUACAUUCCUAGCAAUGCGCUCGCAAGACUGCGGCCGACCAGUCGCACGAAUCCGCGACUACGAACUCGACGACGAAGUUGAGUUAUACGGCGGCCAAAUAAUCGACGACAAUUACCUCCACGCCUUACGCAUCUACCAAGACACCAUAACCGGCGCCGUCCGCCUCCAAGCCUCCGUCCACAAAGGCGAAAUGGACCGCUCCCCCGUCUGGACCGCCUUCAUCACAGACCAUAUCAAAGAGCACAUUAUGACUCGCGCGUGGAUCCGGCGGUCGCAGACUGAUCCUAAGGCUGUGUUUUUGCGGGAAUUGCAUCCGAGUGUGUUUGCGUUUAUGGAUUAUAAUCCGCAGGUUACGGCACGAGGGGAGCAUAUUUUGAGGUUUUUGACGAGGGCUGAUGCGGAUGCGUUUUUGCGUAAUAUUAGCGAGCUGAUUGCUGAAUUGGUUUGA
Messenger RNA from Aspergillus glaucus CBS 516.65, 1602 nucleotides. RefSeq lists its product as uncharacterized. Lineage: Eukaryota; Fungi; Ascomycota; Eurotiomycetes; Eurotiales; Aspergillaceae. The record is from RefSeq and is a predicted model, not a curated record. The transcript has 7 exons. Bases 1 to 1602 code for a protein of 533 amino acids.